AUGAUUGCCGUUUCGGUGUGCCUUACGUAUCCGGUCCAGUUCUACGUACCAUUCAGCAUAGUCGAAGAGUACAUCAAGAAAAAAUACUCCGACUCAUGGCUGAAGCAGCGAGUUAUCGAAUACGUCGCCCGCAUAGGCAUUGUUUUGCUUACUUUUUUUUUUGCUGAACUCAUCCCUCAUCUGGGGCUGUUCAUCUCGUUGGUAGGUUCUCUCGCAGGAGCUUGCCUGGCGUUGGUCUUUCCGGCGAUCAUCGACACGAUCUGCGAAUAUGACGGUCGUUUUUGGGAAAUACAUUACGUUUUGAUUGUGUUCAGGAACUUCUGUUUUUUUAUAUUGGGCAUUCUCGGUCUGGUUGUUGGAACUGCUUUAUCUAUUAGAGAUAUUGUUAAUGCUUUUGAAUAA
Molecule: messenger RNA, 402 nt
Organism: Soboliphyme baturini
Lineage: Eukaryota; Metazoa; Nematoda; Enoplea; Dioctophymatida; Soboliphymatidae
Source: the annotation of a GenBank genome assembly